Messenger RNA from Dimorphilus gyrociliatus, 675 nucleotides. NCBI's taxonomy places the organism in Eukaryota, Metazoa, Annelida, Polychaeta, Dinophilidae. The record is from the annotation of a GenBank genome assembly.
AAGGAAGCAUUGACCUUGAACUUAGGAAAAGCAACGAGGAUCGCCGAUACUAUAUACUGUAUAUACAUCUAAUUGACGAUAUAUUUUCUUUAGAAUAUGGCACAUUACCGUGUCCAACAAUGGUCAACCUUUGCUAGAACUUGGUGGCUAUUUGACGCUAGAUGGCAAUGCCCUUGGAUAUCAGCCCGCACCAUUAUACCAUAUUUGCAAGGCACGAAAAAACCGAUUUAUCAUCCAUUAAGUGAUACAGGAGAUCAUGUAAUUGUUAUUAAUACACGUUUAAUUGCGAUGAAGAACGAAAGAUGGAUAACUUUUAAGCAUAUACACGAUUCAAGGUAUCGACCAAAGGGAGUCAUUGAAAAACGUGCUUGGCAAAUACACGCAGAAGAACCAACUAAAAUUUUCGAAAAAGCUGUAUAUUAUUCAAUGGAUAAAAAUUUAUUACGAAGAAACCUUAUGGCAAGACUACAUUUAUUCCCGGAUGAAAGUGUUCCAGAAGAUUUAUUAAAAAAUGUUAGCGAUUGCAUCAGACAGCCUAUGUUAGCACCAAAGAGAUUGGAUGAAUAUACAGAAGAAGAUAGGCGAAACUUUCCCAAACUGUUCGAUUGGCCGAAGGAUUUUGUUUUGGAUGAUGGUUUUAGGACAAAAAAACAAAUUGAAUUUCAAGAACCUUAA